AUGGGUCCUGCUGACCCAGUUUACGCCCGUAAUUAUACGCGCGUAUGCGUAUACGUGGGAAAUUUUACGCGCGUAAGCGUAUACGCUACGCGCGGAGCACUAUUCCUCGCACAAAGAUAUUCCCAGAUGAGCUCGUACUCCUUGGACAUGAAUUCUCUCCCAAUAGAGAUGCGCAGCAAAAAUUUUCACGAAUAUGUGUGUAAUGUGCGGCCCGGAAAGGAAAGUAUCAGAGCACCAGUCAGGAUCUCGAGCGUUUGCCGACAAUGGCGCAAAGAAUCCCUCUCGUUCGGCGUUCUCUGGACCUACCUGAAAUACUACGUUGAUGGUGUACCUCCGGACUGGUUGAUUGAGGUUUUCGAUACCUGGCUUCAAAGAUCCAACGGAGCACCACUUAAUUUCUCCUUCACAUGUCACCUUUAUAGCCACCGGUCUAAGGAGGAUUAUCUAGUUGCUGAACGCAUCGUCUUGAUGUUGCUUGAUCACCAGAAUGAGGAAUACAAAAUAAGUGGCCAUUGA
This is a messenger RNA of Fomitiporia mediterranea MF3/22, 516 nucleotides long. RefSeq lists its product as uncharacterized. The record is from RefSeq and is a predicted model, not a curated record. Lineage: Eukaryota; Fungi; Basidiomycota; Agaricomycetes; Hymenochaetales; Hymenochaetaceae. The coding region runs from base 1 to 516 and encodes 171 amino acids. The transcript has a single exon.